Messenger RNA from Sitodiplosis mosellana (orange wheat blossom midge), 3740 nucleotides. RefSeq names its product DNA polymerase delta catalytic subunit (gene PolD1). Gene Ontology annotation, biological process: DNA-templated DNA replication; nucleotide-excision repair, DNA gap filling; base-excision repair, gap-filling. Gene Ontology annotation, molecular function: DNA-directed DNA polymerase activity; nucleotide binding; DNA binding. The transcript has 6 exons. The record is from RefSeq and is a predicted model, not a curated record. NCBI's taxonomy places the organism in Eukaryota, Metazoa, Arthropoda, Insecta, Diptera, Cecidomyiidae. Bases 219 to 3512 code for a protein of 1097 amino acids. Gene Ontology annotation, cellular component: delta DNA polymerase complex.
AUUGCCGUCUCCACUCUUCGCAUGAAGUUGCAACAACAUGUCAAACACAUUCUACUCAUACACAUUGAGUUUGACAGCUAAUUUUGCGCUUCAAAACAAUGUUGGCGCCAAUUCUUCACUGCGAAAACAAAACUGUGUGAGAGUCGAGUUAUUUAAAGUGAUUGUUUGCCACGAAAUUACCAGUCAAAUCGAACAAUAUUUAAAGUUGAGCUAAAAAAAUGAUGAAUAACAAACGCAAACCCGGCCCAUAUCCACCAAAACCAGGCGGAUCAAACAAUUUUCCAAAGAAAUUUCCCAAGCAAGACGAUGAUGACGAUGACGAUUUCAUGGGAAGCAAUUUUGAAAUGGAAUUGGCUAAUAUGGACCAAGGCGAUGAACAAAUGCUGCUUGGCGAAGGACCCGAAAAUCAGCACACAAAUGUCAAAUGGGCUCGUCCGGAUCCACCUGAAAUCAAUCCGAGAACCGACAGCAUUACAUUCCAACAAAUCGAUGUCGAAAAUUACGUCGGCCGAGCAAUGGCUGGAAUGCCAGGCGCUCAAAGUGGCCCCUGCCAAGUGAUUCGUAUGUUUGGUGUUACAAUGGAUGGCAAUUCAGUAUGUUGUCAUGUUCAUGGAUUUGCUCCGUACUUUUAUAUCGGUUCACCGACUGGUUUCGAUCAUACACACUGUCAACCGUUCAAAGAUGCAUUGGAUAGAGCUGUCAUAGCUGAUUUGCGAUCCAACAGAGAAGGCCUACAAGAAGCUGUCUUAGAGGUGUCAAUCGUACAGGGUAAAUCAUUGUACGGCUAUCACGGUGACGAGAAUCAGGAAUUCAUCAAAAUCACAUUGGCUCUGCCACGACUCAUCGCUGCUGCCAAACGAUUGCUCGAAAAGACAAUUAUCUAUAGCCAGUUUGACUUUCAAGACUGUCGCGCGUACGAAAGUAAUAUCGAUUUUGACAUUCGUUUUAUGGUUGACACUAGCGUUGUCGGAUGCAGUUGGAUUGAAUUGCCACCAGGUACAUAUCGGCAGCGGUCAAAAUUUGGCAUGCCUUCAAUUGAAUCUCGAUGCCAAAUCGAAGUUGAUGUUGCAUUCGAUAAAUUUAUUGCACAUGAACCAGAAGGUGAAUGGGCCAAAGUGGCUCCAUUCCGUAUUCUCAGCUUUGAUAUUGAAUGUGCCGGUCGUAAAGGUAUUUUCCCAGAGCCAAAUCAUGAUCCAGUCAUUCAGAUUGCCAAUAUGGUGAUUCGGCAAGGUGAAAGCGAACCAUUUCUACGUAAUGUUUUCACAUUGAACACAUGUGCACCGAUCGUUGGAUCACAAGUCAUUACCAAUCAGACUGAAACGGAUUUGCUCGAAAAAUGGUCGCAUUUCAUUCGUGAAGUUGAUCCAGACAUUCUUACCGGCUACAACAUCAACAAUUUCGAUAUUCCGUAUCUACUGAAUCGUGCACAUCAUUUGAAAGUGAAGAAUUUCGAAUACUUGGGUCGAAUCAAGAAUAUUCGAUCAGUCAUAAAGGAAACGGUAAUCCAGUCGAAGCAAAUGGGCCGUCGUGAAAAUAAGUAUGUGAACUUUGAAGGUCGUGUGCCGUUCGAUUUGUUGUUCGUGCUAUUGCGAGACUACAAACUACGUUCGUACACACUCAAUGCGGUGAGUUAUCAUUUUUUGCAAGAGCAAAAGGAAGAUGUCCACCACAGUAUCAUCACCGAUCUGCAGAAUGAAAGCGAUCAGACGCGUCGUCGUUUGGCCAUUUACUGCAUCAAAGAUGCUUAUUUGCCACUGCGUUUGUUGAACAAAUUGAUGUGUAUCGUGAACUACAUGGAAAUGGCACGUGUAACUGGCGUUUCAUUGGCAAGUCUGCUGACGCGUGGUCAACAAAUCAAAGUUGUAAGUCAAUUGUUACGAAAAGCAAAAACGGCCGGCUAUUACAUGCCAACACACACUGGACAAUCGGGCGAAGACCAAUACGAAGGUGCCACUGUCAUUGAACCAAAACGUGGCUACUAUUCGGAUCCAAUUACAACACUCGAUUUUGCAUCGCUAUACCCAAGUAUUAUGAUGGCACACAAUUUGUGCUACACCACAUUGGUGUUGCCGAACUCCAAGGAGAAGCACAGAUUAACACCGGACGCUAUAACCACGACUCCGUCGAACAAUCAAUUCGUGAAGGCUUCGGUGCGUAAAGGAUUGUUGCCCGAAAUUUUGGAAUCAUUGCUGACUGCCCGAAAGCGUGCAAAGGCCGAAUUAAAAAGCGAAACGGAUCCGUUCAAACGAAGCGUGCUGGAUGGUCGUCAAUUGGCGUUGAAAAUUAGUGCCAAUUCCGUGUAUGGUUUCACUGGUGCUCAAGUUGGAAAAUUGCCCUGCCUCGAGAUAUCCGGCAGUGUAACAGCCUACGGUCGUACGAUGAUUGAACAAACGAAGAAUGAGGUUGAAACCCAUUACACCAUGGCAAAUGGCUACGACAAUGAUGCAGUGGUUAUCUACGGUGACACCGAUUCGGUGAUGAUAAACUUUGGCGUGAAAACGCUCGAACGCAGCAUGGAAUUGGGCCGAGAAGCGGCAGAAUUUGUGAGCGCCAAAUUCGUAAAGCCAAUCAAAUUGGAAUUCGAAAAAGUCUACUUCCCGUAUUUGUUGAUCAACAAGAAACGGUAUGCUGGUUUAUAUUUCACCCGACCGGACACAUACGAUAAAAUGGAUUGCAAAGGUAUUGAAACGGUGCGUCGUGACAAUUCGCCAUUGGUUGCGAAUCUCAUCAAUAGUUGUUUGCAAAAGUUGCUGAUCGAUCGCGAUCCAAGUGGUGCCAUCGAUUUUGCCAAACAGGUCAUAUCGGAUUUAUUGUGCAAUCGCAUUGAUAUCUCACAAUUGGUCAUCACAAAGGAGCUGACGAAAAAUGAAUAUGCAGCCAAACAAGCGCACGUUGAAUUGGCGGCCAAAAUGAAGAAACGUGAUCCGGGCAAUGCACCAAAAUUAGGCGAUCGUGUACCGUACGUAUUGUGUUCGGCAGCCAAAGGUACACCGGCCUAUCAAAAGGCCGAAGAUCCAAUUUAUGUACUUGAGAAUUGCAUUCCAAUCGAUUAUACAUACUAUUUGGAGAAUCAACUAUCCAAACCAUUGUUGCGUAUAUUCGAGCCGAUACUUGGAGAAAAGGCCGAAUCAAUUUUGCUGCGGGGUGAACACACACGAACACGUUCGGUGGUUACAUCAAAAGUGAGCGCACUUGGUGCAUUCACCAUGAAGAAAGAGACGUGUAUCGGUUGCAAAACCGUAUUGCAACGAGGAUACGAGACCAGAGCCGUUUGUCAGCAUUGUGAAGAGAAGGAAGCAUCAUUGUACCAACAAGAAUUGACAUCGCAACGCUUUUUGGAGGAGAAAUUCUCGCGACUAUGGACCGAGUGUCAACGAUGCCAAGGUUCAUUGCAUGAAGAGGUGCUGUGCACAAGUCGCGAUUGUCCCAUUUUUUACAUGCGGAUAAAGGUUCAAAUGGAAUUGGACACACAGGAAAAACGUGUUCAACGCUUUGGUGUUCCAGCAUGGUAACCAGUUGUGGCAACCAACAAAUAAAACAUUUUCAAACUCCAUACACACAUUUUCUAUUCAUAUUUUUCUUAUUCACACUGUUAUCAUUCGUUGGAUAUUUGAUGAAACAAAACAAAAAUCAAAAGUACGAUGUUUUAGAAUAAGUUUUUCGUUUCGUUGUUGUCGAUGAAUUAAUGAAAACUAAAAUAUACAUCGUAUCAAUAAAAUGAUCUGUUUAACGCAUUGAAA